Messenger RNA from Folsomia candida, 1916 nucleotides. Its product is annotated as retinal-binding protein. Bases 698 to 1798 code for a protein of 366 amino acids. The record is from RefSeq and is a predicted model, not a curated record. The transcript is spliced from 3 exons. NCBI's taxonomy places the organism in Eukaryota, Metazoa, Arthropoda, Collembola, Entomobryomorpha, Isotomidae. Gene Ontology annotation, cellular component: cytoplasm.
AAAGGAGUCAUUGAGAAUUGUGGAUGCAUAAAUGUCAGAUAUAUUAUUUAGUUUGUAUCAGAAUAAUGUUGGCUUAAAUUGAACUUGGGCAAUUUCUGGAAUUAUUUUUCACGCAAAAUCAACUUUUACAGAAAAUUUUGCAAAGAUUUUGGCUUAAAACAAUAACUUGUUAAUAAAGUCGGAUUUUUUUUGUGGAUGAUAUACUUUUUGGAGUAGCAAUUAUCAAAUUUGUGGUAGAUUUUUGUAAAAAAAAUAUCACAUUAAUAAUUUUGGAGAUAAUUUUUAAGAACAGAUUUUUUCGGUUUUUUGCAAGUCGUGCUACGAUAUACUAACAAUUUAUGCAAAAAGUUGUUCGCGAAUUCACUUUGGAAAAAACCUGCGAAUGUCUAGAACAAGUAUUCGAUUUUGGUACAAAAAAAUGCAAAACGUUUUUUGCAAACGUGAAUUGUCUUCAAACUAAAAAAAAUUGAGUAAAAUUAUCACCCCUACUAAAUUUUGACACCGAAAAAAUCAAUGAAAACCUCGCCAAAAAAUGGUUCGCGAAUUCACCUCGGAAGAAAUUGUAAAAAUAGGUCAGUUGCGUUCCCUCCUUAUCACAGGAAAGGUUUCACCCCCACUCAACGAGACCUUUGAGGACGACUAUUACCUCGUGAAAUGAAUCCGAGCCAGAAAUUUGGACGUUUCCAAAGCCCACGAAAUGUUACUGGCGUCACUCGCGUGGCGUCGAGAGAACCGAAUCGACGGAAUUUUCGACCGAGAGGGCGAAGUUCCUGAAAAAUACAAGAUAACCAACCCGACCGGAUAUUUUGGGGAUGAUAAGGACGGAAAUUCCAUCGUUUGCUUACCCCUCGGUCGCUACAAAAAUCGCGACACAAUGGCGGAAAUUGGAUUGCCGGCAUUUCUGCGACUUUACUUUGCGUGGAUGGAAAUCGUCACGAAAUUAUUGAAAGAACGGGAGGCUGAAACGGGCAAGAAAGGGUUACAAGUUAUUCAGUUGGUGGAUAUGGAGUGUUAUUCUAUAAGGGAAAUCAUGUACCAACCGGUUCGCGAAUUUGUCAAGGUAUCGCAGGCAAUUGUUAGCGCGAAUUAUCCGGAAUCUUUGAAGGUUAUGCUGAUCAUCAAUGCGCCCAGCGUGUUCGCCCUGGCGUUCAAACUGGUGAGGCAUCUCAUGCCGAAAGAGACCUUGGCGAAGAUCGACAUCUACGGACAGGACGAAGAGGAAUGGAAAAGAGUCCUGAGGUCAAAGUGUGCACAUCUGAAUAAAGUUCCCGUCCGGUGGGGAGGCACGCUGAAAAGCACGGACAUCUUUGGGACGGCUGGGACGGAGGCGUCUGUUUGGAGUGGGAUUGUUCCCUUAUCGUUCUUUACAGAUGACGUAAUCGACUCCCACGGCUUCAAAAAGGUGAAAGUCGGAGCACGCGACAAGUAUAAAAUGGACGUCUUCACAACCUCGUCAAGGUCCGAGAUCCGAUGGCGUUUUAACACGGAAGAUCACGACAUUGGAUUUCAAGUUGUGUGUCCACGUGGUUCCACGCUCGUGCCGUGGCGUCGUCUCGACUCGCACAAUUCGAUGCAGGAGGGAACCAUCACGUGCGAAACGGUGGGUAAGUACCAGCUCGUUUUCGACAACAGUUUCAGCUACACGAAGGCGAAAAUGGUCAAGUAUUACGUCCAAGUUGUGGAAGAUGGUGAUGAUGAAAACGAAGAUUUACAUAAUGUCGACCUUAUUGAUACCGAAUAUCACCAAUGCUUAAGUAGAUCAUUUUCCUUUCCCAUGCACGGGGAUGUUGUGUCGUAAAUAGAAAAAUUGAUUAAAAUAAGCCGGAAUUUUUUAUAGAUGCCAUAAUUAUUAAGGGGUGAAAGCCCUUUAUAAGAUCGUUAUGUCCGUCUGUCUGUCCGUCCGUCCGUCCGUCCGU